CGAGGUCAUUCGAGUCGCAGCGGGAGCUGAAAAAGUUUUAGCCGCAGGCUAAAGGUAAAAUGUAGAGUAGCCACAAUUUGGCUAUUCUCACAAACAACACCCCGGAGCCAACAAUGGCAAACUGCCGAAAACCUAGGCCAACUGAGUUCUGAACUCCGAUCUUAUAGGCUACGUCGCAAAGGCGUGUCAGUCGCAGUUAGGCUGUGCCAUAUAACAUUUGAUUGAAGGCUACUGAAAUUAUCGCAGAUCCCUUAUAACGAGAUCCUGCUCAUCUUAUAACAGGGAGAAGUAGAAUUUUACAGGGAGAAUAUGCAGCAUUUCGGAGGAACAACGCUUGUAUUUCUCGCAGUUUUUGCGAUGUUACCCAAAACAGACUGUAUUGAGAGAACAUUCUACAUAGGGAUACAUGAAGAGACCUGGGAUUAUGCGCCCAGCGGCAAAAACCGCAUCAACGGCAAGCCUGUGUCAGCGGACGAGCAAGCCUCUGUAUUUCUGAUGAGAGGACCACGUCGGAUUGGGCGCAUGUACAAGAAAGCCAUUUACACAGAGUACACUGAUUCAUCGUACACCCAACGGCUCCCGAAACCCGACUGGCUUGGAUACUUGGGUCCGGUUCUAAAAGGGGAAGUCGGUGAUGUUCUCAUGAUACAUCUGAUGAACUUUGCCUCUCGAUCCUACUCCAUACACCCGCAUGGUGUAUUUUAUGAGAAAGACUCAGAAGGAGCUCUGUACCCAGACGAGACAUCUGGCAGUCUGAAACGGGACGACGCUGUGCCUCCAGGAGGCAGGCACACGUAUCGCUGGGUGGUGACGCCCGACUAUGCCCCCAUGGAUGGAGAUGCCAACUGCCUGACCUGGGUGUACCACUCUCACGUGGACGCCCCACGAGACAUUAACUCGGGACUGAUUGGCACCAUCCUCACCUGCAGGACGGGUACCCUUCAGCAGGUUGAGGGACUGAACCGCACAGAGCUGAGGAGAACAGAUGUGGACCAGGACUUCGUCCUCUUGUUCAGCGUUGUCGACGAGAACCUCAGCUGGUACCGGGAAGACAAUAUCCAGACGUUCUGCUCCGACUCGGCUGGGGUGAACCCGGAGGACGUGGAUUUCCAAGAGUCCAAUUUAAUGCAUGGCAUAAAUGGGUACUUGUAUGGCAACCUGCCUGGCAUCGACCUCUGCCUGAACAGCACGGUGUCCUGGCACCUGUUUGGCAUGGGCAACGAGGUGGACAUGCACUCCGUCUACUUCCAUGGGCACACGGUGGUGGAGCGCGGGCAUCGGACCGAUGUCCUCAGCCUGUUCCCAGCCUCCUUCAUCACGGCAGAAAUGGUGCCCACCACCACAGGUACCUGGCUCCUUAACUGCCAGGUCAACGACCAUCUGCAGGCUGGAAUGCAGGCCCUCUUCCAGGUCAGCUCAUGUGGGAACAAGACUAACUCUGAAAGUCCUGUGGUGGGUCAAGUGAGGCGGUAUUUUAUCGCUGCUGAGAAGGUCACGUGGAACUAUGCCCCCUCAGGAAUGGACAUUCCUCAAAACAUUUUACUCACAGAGAGUGGGAGGCAGUCUGAGGUUUUCUUUGGGAAAGGUGAGGGUCGGCUCGGCGGAGUGUAUCGCAAGGCUGUGUAUGUGGCGUACACUGAUGACACGUUCUCCGUAAAGAGGAAGCGGACAGAUGGUGAAGAACACCUCGGAAUUCUCGGACCGGUCAUUGCAGCUGAGGUCGGGGACGUCCUUGAGGUGACCUUCCUCAACCGGGCAGACAGGAACUUCAGUAUCCAGCCUCACGGUCUGCAGUAUGAGAAGACCUCCGAGGGAGCACAGUACCAGGAUGGCACAGUGAAACCAGGCUCUCAAGUACGUCCAGGUGAGCGCUUCACUUACAAGUGGCUGGCGAGAGAUGGCCCCUCCCCGAACGACCCCCCCUGCGUCUCCUACCUGUACUUCUCCAGCAGCGAUCCGGUCAGCGACACAAACUCUGGCCUCAUGGGCCCUCUGAAGGUGUGCAGGAGAGGGGCCCUGGAUGCCACCGCCACGCAGGCACAGAGUGGGGCAACUAGAGAGUUCUUCCUUCUCUUUACUGUCAUGGAUGAGAACCUAAGCUGGUACCUGGAGGACAACAUAAGAGCUUACGGGACGAUUGAAUCUGAUCCAGACAACGAGGACUUUCAGGAGAGCAAUAAAAUGCAUGGGGUGAACGGCUUCAUGUACGGGAACCUUCCUGGCCUGGACUUGUGUCAGGGGGACCGGGUGACGUGGCACCUCCUGGGGCUGGGUACAGAGGGGGAUAUGCACGGCGUCCACUUCCAGGGCAACACCUUCCAGCUAAUGGGCACCACAAGGGACACACUCAGUGUCUUUCCACACACCACCGCCACUGUGUCCAUGCAGCCAGAUAGCACAGGUGUGUUUGAGUUGAGCUGCAGGGUGACUGACCACUACGUGGGAGGCAUGAGGCAGCAGUACCAGGUGCGCUGGUGCGACAGACAGGUGAGCGGCGCUCUGACAGUCCCCACCCCGCUCCGCCCUGUGGUCCAGUAUUUCAUCAGCGCGGAGGAAGUGGAGUGGGAUUACGCCCCCGACCGCACCUGGGAGCUGCAGCUGCACAACACCACCAAUCCGGCCGACAGCCCUGCAAAUGUCUUUUUGGGAAGAGGAGAGAACCAGAUCGGCUCCAGGUACAAGAAGGUGGUGUACAGGGAGUACGCUGAUGCCACCUUCACAAGAGUCAAGCCGCGGCUACCUGAGGAGGAACACCUGGGGAUCUUAGGUCCUAUAAUCAGAGCGGAAGUAGGAGAACAGAUCUUGAUCACUUUUAAGAACCUGGCUAGCCGACCUUACAACAUAUAUGCCCAUGGGGUGGGCACUGUACAACAAACACCUGUCCAGCCAGGUGAGAGGAGAAAUAUCCAAUGGAAUGUUCUGAAAAGGUCUGGACCAGGAAAGUCUGAUCCCAACUGCAUCUCGUAUGCGUACUAUUCAAGUGUUGACUUUGUGAAGGACACAGUGAGUGGGUUGAUUGGGCCUCUGGUGAUCUGCAGGAGGGGAGUGCUGACCCCUGGCCGUCGCAAGAGGGAUGUUGCGCGCGAGUUCGCCCUCCUCUUCCUGGUGUUUGAUGAGAAUCAGUCCUGGUACCUGGAGGAAAACAUUCAGACGUAUCUGGGCAAGACAGAGGUCCCUGCUGACGAUGUCUUUGAGGAGAGCAACAUGAUGCAUGGGAUCAAUGGUAAACUGUACGGUAACCUGCGUGGCAUUUCCAUGGUGAAGGGGGAGAGGGUGCAGUGGUAUCUCAUGGGGAUGGGCAACGAGGUGGACAUCCACACCGUCCACUUCCAUGCAGAGACCUUCACUUACAAGAUGGCGCAGUCCCAUCGCGCUGAUGUGUAUGACCUGUUCCCGGGGACCUUCCAGGCCGUGGAGAUGGUAGCGGGGAACCCUGGCACUUGGCUCCUGCACUGCCAUGUAGCAGACCAUAUCCACGCUGGCAUGGAAACCACAUUCACAAUAAGAAAAAGCGCAGGAGGGAAUACAAACGAUGCUCCAGCUUUGAGGGAGAACUGGCGUCUCCUGACCUCCCUCUCAGUCUUCCUCAUGCUGUGGCUUCAUCUUUCUCUUUGGUGUUGAUGGAUCUUCCUCAUCAGUAGUAGUUUCAGACCGACCAUAAGUUUGUGCAUUUUCAUGAGCUGUAAUUCACAUUUGUAAGUGAACCUAGUAAGAAUGUAGGUAUGCUUUUUUUCUACUGUGUAUACAAAAAUGUGUAAGCUGUAAAAUGAGAUAUUGAACAGAAGUUGUCUAUAUUUAAAAUUAUAUUAAAAAAAUCAUGUGUGAGAUAAUUUAGCAAGAAUAUAUACAUAUUUUUAUAGUCUUCAAUCGAGAAUUAUGAUGUGUGCGCUUUAAAUUAAGUGUUAACGUUUUUUGUUAUUAUUUUGUGAUGAAUGCCCCUGGAUGCCUUAAGACUGUAAUGUUUCUGUCUACGAAUUAUCCAUUGCACUAUAAAAUGAGCCAUAGGUUGUUUGUAUGGAUAAA
Messenger RNA from Alosa sapidissima (American shad), 4023 nucleotides. Its product is annotated as ferroxidase HEPHL1-like. Gene Ontology annotation, biological process: iron ion transport. Bases 310 to 3621 code for a protein of 1103 amino acids. The record is from RefSeq and is a predicted model, not a curated record. The transcript has 20 exons. Gene Ontology annotation, cellular component: plasma membrane. Gene Ontology annotation, molecular function: copper ion binding; oxidoreductase activity. Lineage: Eukaryota; Metazoa; Chordata; Actinopteri; Clupeiformes; Clupeidae.